UUGGUUAAAGUUUUAUCUUAAAAUCUGCAGAACUUCUUCUGCUCUACCACCAUUGUUACUAUCUCAUUUCUACUGCUCCUUUUCUUCUCUUUUAUUUUUUCUCUGUAGAAGAAAUUUUCUAAGAUAUUACAGGUAAUUAUGGUUCGGGGUCGUCCCAGAAAAUUUAAUCAAAACCCAGUGUUAGAUUUCCGUUCAAUCACUGAUAAUGCUUGGUAUACAGUGGAUAGACUAGUUUUCUGCAAGAAAAAUAACACUCUUACUGUAAGGUUCAUGGGGUUCGAUAAUAAAGAUGAUGAUGAGGAACUUAGUGUCGAAGAUUUCAAAACUUUGAAAGAAUUAGAUGAAUUUGUGGACAGAUUUCGUCCAGCUUGUGUUCAGUUGCAGGAUGGAGAGUGUUAUGAUAUGAGACGUGGAUCGUAUGUUUGUGCAGUAUUUGAUCCAAGUGAAGAGAAUCACAAGUUUUACAACGCUGUUAUUGAAUCGGUGGAAUUUAGCAGAUUGAACGUGAACCUCACAGACGCGAAGGAGGAGAAGCGUGUUGUUCUUGUAUAUAUGUGGUUGGGUGGUUAGAAGGUCCAAACGCAAGGUGUACUGAACAGAUGGGGAUUAAACGCAUUUAUAAACUUCAAGCAGGAUCCCCGUUAUUUGAUCAAGCGCUCGCAUGUUUCGUGAAGAUGGCACGAGCACAACUAACUUGAAUUUGGUUUCAAAUGGUAAUAGUCUUAUACCAGUCGGUCAUUAUUGAUGUAAAUGUUUGAAUUUGGCAGAGUAGUGCCGCUUAAAGAUAAAUGCCGUGCGCAGUUUGGAUUACUUCUUCUUUGGGGUCAGCGUAAGUUCUAAGUAGCAUGGUAUAUGAAAACUAGGAAAAUGUAGAUUUUGUGGAAUUAUAUGUACUGCUAUGUCUUUUAGGACAGCCCGAUAUCAUGAAUUUUGUAAGUAAUAGUAAUUUGGUUAACUAGUUUUCCUCUCAAUUCAA
Messenger RNA from Papaver somniferum (opium poppy), 976 nucleotides. RefSeq lists its product as uncharacterized. The transcript is spliced from 2 exons. NCBI's taxonomy places the organism in Eukaryota, Viridiplantae, Streptophyta, Magnoliopsida, Ranunculales, Papaveraceae. The record is from RefSeq and is a predicted model, not a curated record. Bases 139 to 570 code for a protein of 143 amino acids. Gene Ontology annotation, molecular function: chromatin binding.